This is a messenger RNA of Jaculus jaculus (lesser Egyptian jerboa), 1396 nucleotides long. RefSeq names its product chromosome 11 C3orf33 homolog (gene Miso1). The transcript has 6 exons. The record is from RefSeq and is a predicted model, not a curated record. Bases 453 to 1325 code for a protein of 290 amino acids. NCBI's taxonomy places the organism in Eukaryota, Metazoa, Chordata, Mammalia, Rodentia, Dipodidae.
UACCCCGCGAGCUUAGCCGGUGUCUGGUGGGAGCUGGCCCUGGGAGUGAUUUGGCGGCCGGGGUCGCGUGGGAGGGCAGAGUCCGGGGCCGAGUUCUGAGGCAGCGCGCGGCCGUAGAGCGAGGCGGGAGGACUCGGAAACUCGUGGUCCAUGAGCCGGCGGCGGGGUCUACGCGGAGCCGCAGACUCCCCGGGCCUUGGUACGGUCCCGGCAGCCGCGGGCUAAGGAUUCUCGAGGCUCCCGAGCUGCCACUAUGAACCCCGAGAAGGACUUCGCGCCGCUCACUCCUAACAUCGUGCGUGCCCUCAGUGACAAACUACGAAAAGCGGAAGGUGGCAGCGCUGGAGAUAGAGAACGCCACCCCAAGGGCGGGAAGGUGGAGCCCUGCAGCUCGAACAACGCCCCCUGCCGCCCGGAGGAGGAAUGUGCGCUGGCAGCCCGAGGUCGCGAACAUGGCGCCGCCGACUGUUCGCCCCGGAUCGCCUUCUGAUUCGGGCGGGACGGAGCCCAACGCGUUGUCGCGGAUCUCGCAGUGGGCGGACGAUCACCUGCGCCUGGUCCAGAAUAUCAGCACUGGAAUGGCCAUAGCUGGAAUAAUGUUAUUUCUAAGAAGUAUUCGACUGACAUCAAAAUUUACAAAGUCUUCAGAUAUUCCAGUGGAAUUUAUAAGAAGGAAUGUUAAACUGCGUGGCCGAUUGCACAAGAUAACUGAGAACGGUCUGGAAAUUGAACAUAUUCCUAUUACUUUACCUGUUAUAUCUUCAUUUAAAAAAGAGCCUUUUGGUGUUUUGCUGGUUAAACUGGCCGGAGUAGAACUCACUGAAACUGGGAAAGUCUGGCUACAGGAAGAGCUAAAACCUUCCCAGCUACUGUGGUUCCAGCUUCUUGGAAAAGAGAAUUCAGCACUCUUUUGCUACCUUCUAGUGAACAAGGGUAGAUCUUUUAGUGUGAAUCUGAAUGAAGAAAUUUUGAGAAGAGGCCUGGGCAAAACUGUUCUUAUUAAAGGACUAAGUCAUGAUUCUAAAAACUACUGGAAAAUUCACAGAAAGCUGCUUAAAGCUGAAUUAGCAGCUGUCAAAAAAGGAGAAGGAAUAUGGAAGGAAGAAUCUGAAAAAGAAAGUUAUUUGGGAAAAUUCAAAGAUUCCUGGAGAGAAAUAUGGAAAAACUUUAAAACAACAGAAUCAGAUUUCAACUUGAAAAAACAAAGUUAUCAUGAAAAAUGGCAGAGGAUUUAUGAAACAUGGAAAGACAACAUAAAUAACUACUCCUUAACACUAAAAUUCAGAGAGUUUAUGAGUCACUUACACUUUCGUAGAAAAAAAUAAAAUAUCCAUGAGGUCUAUAGGUGUAAAGUAAGUAUAAGUGAAAUAAAUAAAUAAAAGAGUAAAAUAAUAAA